Molecule: messenger RNA, 1676 nt
Organism: Macadamia integrifolia
Lineage: Eukaryota; Viridiplantae; Streptophyta; Magnoliopsida; Proteales; Proteaceae
Product: monooxygenase 3-like
Exons: 3
Coding region: 145-498 (117 amino acids)
Molecular function (GO): FAD binding
Source: RefSeq, a predicted model, not a curated record
UAUCUUCCUGGGAAAGUAUUACUAGUGAUUCUGAUUGAGGCAAGCAGCAUCACUUACGCCACUAGUUUUGAUGGCUACCUCUUCGUUUUCACACACUCUUAUUCCAUGCGAUCACCACAUAGCUGAUGAAAGCAGAGAUCUGCAAUGACGAUUACCAUUUCAACUCCUCUGUUUUUCCAUUCCCCUGUCUCCCCUUGUUGUUGUUCUCCAGCUCUUCACUUUCGGGCUAGAACAAGACCCAUUCGUUUUUCUCUUGUUGAAGCUCGUCCGUAUGUCCGAAAGGAGGAUAUUGUUGUUGUCGGAGCUGGAAUCGCAGGUCUCGUAACCGCAUUGUCCCUUCAUAGGCUUGGAGUCCGGUCAUUAGUGCUCGAGCAAGCGGAGUCGCUUCGAACCAGUGGAACCUUACUUACGCUCUUCAAGAACGGAUGGAGUCUGUUGGAUGCAAUUGGGGUUGCCGAUGAACUCAGGACCCAGUUUCUUGAAAUCCAAGGAUGUUAGAUGAUUGAAUGCCAGAGACUGAUUGCAAGGGAAAUUCAAAGGGCAGGAAAGUAAAAGUUUCAAAUUUAAAAAAGAAAUUUGUCUUUUGUAAUCAUCACCUCACCUCAUGUGAUUCCAUGUGAUUGUAUAAAUUACUUAAAAUUUUCAUCAUAUUCAACAAUGUUAUAUUUUACAUGUAAUUUUAUUUUAUAUUUUAUAACAUAUGGUCUUUGAUGCAAAAUCAAGUGAAUUUUAAUAACCAAAUAUGGAAUAAUUUGGAGUUAGUGAUAUAGUCACAUGGGAUAAUAAUUACAAAAAUUUCUUUCUUAAGUAUGAAAAUUUCACAUCGCUUCCCUUUACUUUCCCUUGCAACUAUACGGAGCCGAAAUUCUUUUUCAAUUCUCCCAAAGAAAAUGAAAAUGAAAGCUAUCGAUUCUAUUUCUUUAUGUUCAUCUAUGCUUUUAUUUUGCUUGUGAUUUUUUGUAUCUUAAGUAUUAUAAAUUUCUAUUCCUCUCUAAGACCAAAUAAGAUACUCUGGAUGGUAAUAUAUCCAAUAUCUUGUACAACUUAUGCAGUAGAGAUGGUCUUAAUCACAAGAAUAUACUGCCAAAUAUCUGAUUAAAUUAUAGGCAUGGGAGAAUUCAAUCAUGUUCGACUUACAUUUCCAUCCACGGUGAUAUGUACCAGUGCACCUCAUCAUCCACUCCUAACUCCCUCAAAAUAAAUUAAUUAAGAGGAAAUAUCACUCCUCUCCCCCAUCCCCCUGCAAAAAUAUCAUAUACCCCCAAGGCAUUUUCAAAAAUAUCACCCUCCUCCCUCAAUCUGAAAAGAUCUAUCCAUGGUCCCCCUUAGUGAAAAAUGGUUAUUAAGUCAUGAAUUUAUUUUUCAGACACCCGAACUACCCCCGACAUAUCUUCCUCUUCAAUCUGAAACUCUAGGCUACCAAUUGGUGAUGCCCAGCAAUCGAAGCCCUUUCAAAUCCCUCUCCCUCCAUCACCAUCGUCUCUGAGACUCCACUUGUCUCUUUUGAGAAUACCCACCACCAAAGAACUGAAAAACAGAGCAAUAGAAUGAACAAAAAAAACAUUGAAAAAAUAAAAAGAUAAUAGAAGAAGAUCAACACAGUAAAGGAAGCAAGCACGAAGAACAGAAGAUGAACAUAGGCAAAAAAUGUACAAAAUCAAAGGGUAGAUUGAUUA